Molecule: messenger RNA, 807 nt
Organism: Lasiodiplodia theobromae
Lineage: Eukaryota; Fungi; Ascomycota; Dothideomycetes; Botryosphaeriales; Botryosphaeriaceae
Product: Exo-beta-protein
Exons: 2
Coding region: 1-807 (268 amino acids)
Source: RefSeq, a predicted model, not a curated record
AUGAUUUCCUUGCAGUUCAAGUAUUCCGCGUUCUACGCUCUCAUUUUUGCCGUUUUCACGGCCUCCGUAUUUGCAACUCCUGCUUCCCCUGCUCCUCAGAAGAAUGGUUAUGUGUCGUUUGAUGGAUUCACUAAGGUCACCAACAAGGACUCUCUCGCCUGGUAUAGAAGGCCUUCCCUGGGUAUCGCCAAGGCCGUCGUUGAAAAUCAACCCGGCUACGAGUGCUUCCAUGGGGCCAACUAUCCAGGCGUCAAUGACUGGGAGUCCUUCGGAACGCUCUGGAACAUCAACUUACCCGCUCUCCGCCUUCACAACUCCCCCGCCGACAACCAAAUCCUGCGCAGUAAAAUUCUCAGUAUCGCCACUGAGACGAAGACGGAUGCGCGAAUCAUCCUUGCUAUUAUCAUGCAAGAGUCUAGCGGCCAGCUCGACGUUCACUGCACGGGCGAGAACAAGCACAACUGCGGCAUCAUGCAAGCGGCGCCGGGAUCCGUCUCCUUCGACCCGGAUAAGCCGGCGAAGAGCAUAGACACGAUGCUUCGGAACGGCGUGUUGGGCACGCCCGGGUCGUGGCCAAACGGCGGGCCCGGCUACGCGUGGUUCCUCAACGGGGCCAACGGCGAGGCUUGGGCCAACAUGGGCGGCGGCGGGUACCCGUUCCGCGCGAUGCGCGCGUAUAAUACCGGCAAGGUGCCCAACCAGAAAAACUACGAUGCGACUAAUGGUUCUGGGACGGUGAGCUAUGUGAACGAUGUUGCAAAUAGACUGCGUGGAUGGAAUGGAAACGGGAGAGGGUGCGGUUACUGA